AUGAAGACUGCUUUAAUUUUGCUCAGCAUCUUGGGGAUGGCCUGUGCACUCUCUAUGAAAAAUUUGCAUAGAAGAUUCAAGUUAGAAGAUUCUGAAGAAAACGGGGUCUUUAAGUACAGGCCACGAUAUUAUCUUUAUAAGCAUGGCUACUUUUACCCUCCUCUGAAACAGUUUGCAGUUCAGGGUAAUAGUGACUCUUCUGAAGAAAAUGGAAAUGGUGAUAGUUCAGAAGAAGAGGAGGAAGAAGAUGAGACUUCAAAUGAAGAAGAAAACAAUGAAGAUUCUAACGGGAAUGAAGAUGAAGACUCUGAGGCUGAGAACACCACACUUUCUACCAUAACACCUGGCUAUGGAGAAGAAACCACUCCUGGAACAGAUUACAUAGGGUUAGCUGCAAUCCAACUUCCAAAGAAGGCUGGGGAUAUAGGAAACAAGGCUACCAAAAAAGAAGAAAGUGAUGAAGAAGAGGAGGAGGAAGAGAAUGAAAAUGAGAAUAAUGAAGCAGAAGUGGAUGGAAAUGAACAAGCUGUGAACGGCACCAGCACCAACAGCACGGAGGUGGAGAAUGGCAAUGGCAGCAGUGGUGCGGACAAUGGAGAAGAAGGGGACAAAGAAAGUGUCACAGAAGCCAACACACCCGGAACCACCAUGUCUGCAGGGCAGAGCACUGGCAGCUCAAAGACAACACCCUCUCCAAAUGGUGUGUUUGAACCCACAACCCCAGCCCCCGAGGUCUAUGGGUCCACCCCCCCACCCUAUGGAAAGACCACCACAGCUGAGUAUGGUGCUGAGUACGAGCAAACAGGUGCCAAUGAAUACGACCCUGGGUAUGAAGUGUAUGACAAUGAGAACGGGGGGCCGCGUGGGGACAAUUACCGAGCCUAUGAAGAUGAGUACAGCUACUACAAAGGCCGAGGCUAUGAUGGCUAUGAUGGUCAAGAUUACUACUACCACCAGUGA
This is a messenger RNA of Heterocephalus glaber (naked mole-rat), 960 nucleotides long. It is a transcript of the gene Ibsp, whose product is annotated as integrin binding sialoprotein. Gene Ontology annotation, cellular component: extracellular region. The record is from RefSeq and is a predicted model, not a curated record. Lineage: Eukaryota; Metazoa; Chordata; Mammalia; Rodentia; Bathyergidae. Gene Ontology annotation, biological process: cell adhesion; ossification; extracellular matrix organization.